Molecule: messenger RNA, 1096 nt
Organism: Myripristis murdjan (pinecone soldierfish)
Lineage: Eukaryota; Metazoa; Chordata; Actinopteri; Holocentriformes; Holocentridae
Product: syntaxin-11-like
Exons: 2
Coding region: 118-990 (290 amino acids)
Biological process (GO): intracellular protein transport; synaptic vesicle fusion to presynaptic active zone membrane; exocytosis
Cellular component (GO): synaptic vesicle; presynaptic active zone membrane; plasma membrane
Molecular function (GO): SNAP receptor activity; SNARE binding
Source: RefSeq, a predicted model, not a curated record
CAGCCACAACGCCAUAUACCGGAUUCAAUACAAUUUCCAUGAUCACCUUGCGUCACCCAAGAAGAGGAAACUCUCUGCAAGACCUCUGCAGAUACCACACACAUCUGGGAACCAGAUAUGAGAGACAGACUGGGACACCUGCACAAGGUGCUGGAUGACUCUGAGGGUUUCAGCACAGAGGAGCUGGAGGACCCGUCAGAGCCGGAAGCAGCAACAGCAGCAGCAGAAACUUCAAACCGAGACCAGGAGCUCGACGGCGUCCUGCAGGAGGCCCAGCAGAUACGCCUCGAGGUCCAGCAGAUCCAGCAUGACAUCUGUGACCUUAAGGAGGUGAACUACCACACCUUGAACAACACCCAACACCUCAGUACCACCAAGCGGGACUCCAACGCCAUUGGAGCAGAUAUCAAGCGCAGAGGAGAGGCCGUGCUGCAGCGGCUACAUAAGUUGAAGGCUCUGAGCGGGGAGGUGGAGGCCCAGCGUGGCAGCAGCGACCCGGUGGCGCGCAUUGCUCGAACACAGUACCAGUGUCUCGGCAAUGCUCUUCGGGAGGUCAUAUUCAACUACAAUGACACUGAGAUGAGCCACAGGGAGGCGUGUAAGAGACAGAUUCAGAGGCAGCUGGAGGUGGUGGGCAGGGAGGUCAGCGAGGAGGACAUGGAGGAGAUGAUGGAGAGCGGCCAGUGGAGCGUCUUCAGCGUCCAGGUGGAGGGGAAGACGGCACGCUCCGCUCUCGUCCAGAUCGAAAACCGUCACAAGGAGCUGCAGGACUUGGAGAACCGCAUCCAGACGGUGCAGGAGCUGUUCCUGGACGUGGCCGUGCUGACACAGGAACAGGGGACGGCCAUCGAAAACAUCCACGUCCAUGUCCAAAACACUGGGGCAGCCAUCCAGGACAGCGUAGUCCACCUGGACAAUGCAGCCACAUAUGACAAAAACAAUCCCUUCAAGAAGCUAUUCUGUGGCUGCUUCCCAUGCUACAGAAAUUAAGCCUGAAAUUCAGAGGGCCAAUCCAGUUGCAUUAAGCAUGUCCACCUUUUGUUCCCAACACAGUAAAAUACAGGAACAAUCAAAAUGACAAAUGUUAUUUUUUCUG